UUUCAGUGUCAGGUUCCAUAACCUACUCAUGCUCGAAUUUGGACAGUACAGCAGCUGUAGGGAAGGAUAGAUCUCUGUAGUAAUGACCUGCAUGGAAAGUCAUCAUCCGUAGGCUAUACAAUAUAACGUUACAUGUACCAUGCAGGUCUCAAAUGCAGAUUUUCUUGUAUAUGUUCUGGACUGCAUGCAUUUAGAAGCUGUCAAGACUCACUAGGAUUGCAAAUGUAUGUUUACCGAUUGCUAUUUUGUUAUCAAUGUUUGCUAACAGUUAGCAGUUAGUUAGAACUGCAGGGAUAGUCUACGGUUAAUGUCAAGAAACUGACAGUUUCAUAACAGUUGUGUUUACCAACGUAACUAGUUAGCUAAUAAUCACGACCGAUUCAACAAAAUAUGGUAAUAAGCUCAUGACUACCCACUUGGCUGUUCACCUUGGACUUGUUGGACGUCAACUUGUUGGUGGCUAGUACAUUUUGAAGGUAGUGCUAACACAACAUGAUGAUGAGUCCCAGUGGUUUCUUAAAACUGUGCCAACGGCCGCCUUCUCUGUCAGCACUACGAAAUGGAAGCAUGUGGAGAUGGAAUUGUAGUGGCAACCUCAUCACAAAUGUCUGCCUAUGGACCCACCCCUCAAAGAGAUGUGUUUCCACAGCCCCCAGCCUCCAUGUGGCAGACUUGACUGAAAGGGAGAAGAGAGUUUUGGAUAAGCUUUAUGAUGGCCUUGUGAAGGGCCAUAGGGCAGCACUUGCAGAGUCAAUUACCCUGGUUGAGACGCAGCACCCAAGAAAGAAGGAGCUAGCCCAGGUCCUGCUGCAGAGAGUGCUGGCAUAUAGGCAGGAGCAGGAGAGAGCCAAUGGAAACCAACCUGUGGCCUUCCGAAUAGGGCUGUCAGGUCCUCCCGGUGCCGGCAAAUCCUCCUUCAUUGAGGUUUUGGGGAAGAUGCUGACUGGACAAGACCAUAGAGUGUCUGUCCUUGCCGUGGACCCGUCCUCGUGCACAACAGGAGGGUCAUUGAUGGGGGAUAAAACGCGCAUGACAGAACUAUCCAGAGAUAUGAAAGCCUUCAUCCGACCAAGCCCUACCUCAGGGACUCUCGGAGGUGUCACAAGGACCACCAAUGAAGCCAUUCUGCUAUGCGAAGGAGCAGGUUAUGAUGUUGUUUUAGUUGAAACAGUUGGUGUUGGACAAUCUGAGUUUGCUGUGGCAGAUAUGGUUGACAUGUUUGUGUUACUGAUACCACCAGCAGGGGGCGAUGAGCUGCAGGGAAUAAAGAGGGGUAUUAUUGAGAUGGCAGACUUGGUGGUAGUGACUAAGUACGAUGGGGACCUAGUGGUUCCGGCUCGUCGGAUACAAGCAGAAUACACCAGUGCCCUGAAGCUGUUGAGGAAGAAGUCUAAGUCUUGGAACCCAAAGGUGGUCCGUGUGUCGUCCCAAACAGGAGAGGGUGUGACUGAGCUGUGGAGCACCAUGCUGGCGUUCAGGUCGGCGGGCCUGUGCAGUGGAGAGCUGCAGACGCGCAGGCGCAGCCAGCAGAAGGUGUGGAUGUGGAGCCUGAUCCAGGAGAACGCGCUGAGGCACUUCCAGGAGCACCCCUCUGUGCGCUCAGCGCUGCCCCUGCUGGAGGAGAGGGUGACCCGCGGGGAGAUCUCACCCGGUCUGGCCGCAGACCUCCUCCUCAAGGCAUUCACCUCCACUACCUCAUGAGCAAGAGCAGGGCUCCAAAGCAUUGCUGUCAGUCUAGCAUGAUGAGCACAUCUCCUAUGCUAGAGAUUCACUUGAAGCGCUCGCUGCUCUGAUUCUGCAGCACAGAUGAGAGUGUUGGGGAGCACACAGGGACUGGUGGAGUUGUUAGACUGAGACUGGACCUUCAGUGUGAUGUGUGUGUCUUUGAUCAGAAUCCAGGUGGAGGUGUGUGUAAUAACAGCUGCUCUUAGGGUGAACUAUGAUGUGAAUAUCUCAUCCUCACUAAUGGACAAUCACUGUUAGAAUUUAACCUUUUACUGAAUUGAACCUUUUAAUCAUCAUUUAUGCUUGAGAUUUCAAGGGAUCACACUUACAGAUACAAUUCAUCUCCUGUAUGGCAAGUCAUUUUGGAUAAAAUCCUUUCUUGAAUCAAUCUAAAUAUUUGUGUUGUUGUGUUGUAAGUCUUGUAUCAGAACACUAGGAGGCAGCCAAGUCACAGAAAAUAAUGAUCUUUUAUGUAAAAAGCACCUCCUGCCUCCUGGCCACCGUCAUCUUGAAAGAAUCUGUUUUGUUUGAGAGAGAGAGAGAGAGAGAGAGAGAGAUGUAUGUAUGCAGGAUGGUGAGGUGAGUAGAAGUCUCAAGGCUCUGGUCAGUGUUGGUGGCACUGCUUCAUUGCUAUGUCUGUCCUGCUGCUCUUCCAUGGUCAUUCGUGUUCAUCGAUUAUUCCUGUCUGCCUGUGUGUGUUCGGAGGGAAAUAUGUGCCCUGCCUCCUGAGACCCUAAGCUCUGAGUCCUUGUCGUUUGCUUCUGUCUACCACCAGGAGCAAAGACACUGUCUGAAUACUGAUGACUUCAUUAGGUUUUGACUUCCCCCUUCAAGCAAUACACUAACACUGACAGACUGGCCAUGAUCUCUUAGGGUGGGGAGCGCCUGUACACCCCCGCUCACAAAAUCUGCCACAAAUCACAAAUCGUUUCGACAUCCUUUUGUCCCAGUAUAUGCCAAAAAGUUGUGGAUGGCCUUUUAAAAAAGAAUAGCUAGGAUUCUAGUCUGCCAUUUCAGUCUCCUGGAAAUUACUUCAUUUACAUGUUUAGCAUUUAAAGUGAUCAUUUCUUGUAAGCGAUGCAAGGGCAAGGUCUUUGUUGAUGAAGCUGGGAAGUUUUGUUUGUCAAAGCUAUUUCAGUGGUUUUCUUUUGUUCCCUCUCCAACAAACCGUAUUUGCAUCAAACACACUUUUCAGCACGUUGCACAAAUGGCUAUGGUUCACUCACAGCUUGUCUCAAUAUGGUGCAAACACAGGCACAUGUUGAUGUGGUGUACGAGAGCUACAAUAGCUGAGUAUGAAAUGGAAUGGCUACGUUUCUACGGGAAUCAUAAAAACAGAGUGUAGAUCAAGAAUGUAUUGAUCAGGACUGUGGAGAGUGUUCCAAGUGCUUUUAUUUUUAGGACUCAUUUUAGGACGCAUUUAGCUAGUAUAUGAAGGUGGUUGUUCAACUUAACUUUUGGGAAAUGUACCCCUGAGUGUGAAGUGUUUUUGCAUGUGUGUUGAGUGAAGUGUCACCCUCCCACCUUGCCAGUGAGCUGUGUUCAGAAGGAGGUUGCUGGUCACGCUCUGCGGCCUGACCAAGCCCCCUCUCCCUGCCGUGUUUGUUCUCCACACACACACACACACACACACACACACACGCACAGAGAGAGAGAGAGUUUAUAUCUGUGAUGGCUCGCCUCUCUCUGUCUUGCUGAUAGAUCCGUGUGCAAAGCAUUUCCUCUAGGCCUCUUUUUCAAGACUGGCACCACAGCAGUAAUCCAGCAAGUGACAUGUUGGAGUGGGUAGAGUGGACAGAGAGCAGACUCUCUCCUAUUCAUGCAGCUGGAGAUGUCACCUCUAGAUGCUUUACAAAUAAAUACGGUGGAGGUAGCUGACUCUGGCCAGUGCAAGGGUGGGUAAUUAUUGUUCAUUUCCUGUGAGUUGUACUGCAGUCUCUAAUAAUAAUACAUGUAAAAAUGGGAAAGCAAACUCAAACAGAAUCUUUGAAAUGGAUUCAUUUUCUUCUUUAGAGGGCCAGUGUAGAGGUUCCUGUAAAAAUGAUAAUCUCAGUGGUAUUGGGGGGGGGGGGGUGGAGGAGACCAGGGGAGCUUCAGUGGUCUCUGGUAAUGUAUUUGUGUGAAUAAUUAUUUGUAGUUAUGGUUUGAAGAUGAUAUCAGAGCAGGAUGAAUCCCACCAAGUGAUUUAUUGGCAUCUGAGGGAACGCUGACAGCAUUCUCUUAGUGAAUUCCAUCUGGUCUCAGAGUGGGAUUUGAUCAGUCCAAGUUGCUAUUUUGGGCACUUGAUAACCAUUGUCCAAUCAACGUGUGCAAUAACAAUUAAGCCUGUUUUGCUCAAUCAUAGAUAGAGACAAGUACAUGAUGUCUUGCCACGUCAAACUACUGCUGCCCAUGGUUUAAAAAAGAAAACACAGCCAAAGAUGGCAGCGAGCCCCCCUCGAGGCCAUGAAAGGCGUCCACUUAUAAUCCUAAUUGCCAUGGCUAGGCCUACUUAACUGAGUUCAGCUGCACAACGUCUGCAGGCCAGUAUUCUUUCCUAUGAGGUUUGUAACAACAUCCUGUUGACAGAUAAAAGUUGAAGUAGCUUGAAAUCAAAAGUUAGAGUGCUAAGUUGGUAUAUGCCAGAUACUACAGAUCAGGUCAGGGCAAGCAUUAUGGUGUCUCUCUCUUAAUCUGACUCUUGAUCACAUUUCCCUCAUCUAAAAGAAAAUCUCAAGUGAUGAGAGGUUUUCUGCCAUGACUAGCUGAUGUAACUCAUGCUGUUCCAAUCACCUCCAAUCAUAAAUUCUUCAUCGAGUUGUCAUCAGGGUGCAUGUACUGUACUGUUCAUUGUCAGUCUCUCACAUCUCUUGUAGUCAAUGUUAUGGUCGCAAUAUGCUGGACCAAGUGAAAUGUUUUUUGGUUGUUUGGCUUUUCUAGCUUUUGUGAUUUGUGUGUGUGAUUUUAACACCGACACCAGCUCUAAUCCAAUUAAGUAUUUAUGCAGUGUGGUAAAUUGAUUCAAAUCAAUCUUUGAUUUGAUUGAAAAAUCUGAAGGGUAAUUAGUUUGAUUUGAAAUAUUGAGAGGUUGUAAAUGUGGUUGGUUAAUGACUGAUGCUCUUUCCUGACGUGUUUUCACUUAGUUAAGUUUGAAAGAUUACUAGAUAGAUAGAUAGAUAGAUAGAUAGAUAGAUAGAUAGAUAGAUACUUUAUUGAUCCACAAGGGGAAAUUCAAGGUCAUUCUUAAGACAUCACACACAACAUACACUACAAGAUAUACAGGAUGAUGAUACUAGGAUAGAUUUCAAAAGCUCACAUUUUAUGUUGAAACCUAAGGGUUAUUUAAACAAAGGAUUUCAACAUGAUAUAGAAUAUCAACAUGAAAAGGAAAUUUCCCUUCUGGACAUAACAGCUCUCUAGACUCACCAAACAUCACUACAGAAGACACCACAGUACUUGCACUUGAAAUAUUUCAGACUUUACUGACAUUGUGUGGCCAGUGUUAAUACUUUAGUUUAUGUAUUAGUUUUGUAUUUGGUAUAAGUUAAUACUUCAAGUAUUAUGUCCAGAAUUUUACCAUUUGAGAAGUGAUGUUGUUUGUUGCCAAUGCCAAUAUCAUUUCCUAUCUGAGAUAGGAAUCUAAACUUGAAAUUAUCAUCAGGCCAAGCCUGCUGGAUUGCAGUAGUAGGCCUACCUGGGCGGAAACCACAUGGCCUGACUUAUCUCUUUGACAGGUGUGUGUGUGUGUGUGCAUGCAGGUCAUGACUAGAGAAGUGGGCUGGCGAGUGUAAGUGCCGUGGAGAGGGCAGUGUUGUCGCGCCAGGCUGACAUGUCUGGGAGAAAUGCCAGGGCUCAGCCGGAGUGCCCAUUGGUUUGUUGCUGGACAUGUGGAGAGAGGGCACUCUUACUGGUACGGGCAGAUGGGUAAACUUUUGCUGACCACACGGCACCACUGGUCUGGCACAGGUGCCAACAAGCGAACACACUGCGUCUGGCAAGCUGGGACGGAGACAGGUGUUUUCCAUUUCCCCAUUCAGGCUUUUGCAAAUGUACUCUCUGUGUUUGCUGUCUGCAUGUAUGUUAGAGCGUUCUCACAGUUUUGUGAAUAUUUAGAUAAAGCACUUGGAGCUACCUUUGAUAUGACUCCUGACCUGUGGGAAUAUUUCCAGGGCUCUGUACAAUAAACAAAAUUACUUUUUUUCCAAGGUGA
This is a messenger RNA of Alosa sapidissima (American shad), 5914 nucleotides long. It is a transcript of the gene mmaa, whose product is annotated as metabolism of cobalamin associated A. Gene Ontology annotation, cellular component: cytoplasm. Lineage: Eukaryota; Metazoa; Chordata; Actinopteri; Clupeiformes; Clupeidae. Bases 493 to 1701 code for a protein of 402 amino acids. The record is from RefSeq and is a predicted model, not a curated record. The transcript is spliced from 7 exons. Gene Ontology annotation, molecular function: GTPase activity; GTP binding.